Molecule: messenger RNA, 1989 nt
Organism: Cydia strobilella
Lineage: Eukaryota; Metazoa; Arthropoda; Insecta; Lepidoptera; Tortricidae
Exons: 4
Coding region: 229-1989 (586 amino acids)
Molecular function (GO): zinc ion binding; nucleic acid binding
Source: RefSeq, a predicted model, not a curated record
AAUAAAUUUAGAGAAGACGCCGAUGUUCUAAUAUCUUUGGUAAAACAAGGAAAAAGGAGUUACAUUUACCGGUGUGGAAAAGACAUUUUAAUAAGAAUAAUAAGUGAAGAAGGUUUACAGUGCCCGGAAAAUCCAACUGUGGACGCGUUAAGGAAAUUGUUAAGUGAUUACUACCAAAAUCAAGUGCAAACUGUGCAAAGCCAACCUAAAAUUUUAAAACACAAAAUCAUGACAAACUACGAAAUAAAACCAUUUAACGGAGACAAUUGGGAGGUCUUCGAGCAACAGUUAGAAUCUUUAAUACUCUUAAAUGAUGUACCAGAAGAAAAAAAAGUGGCAUUGCUUAUUACUAAAAUAACCUCAAAUGUGUUUGAAACACUACAAAUUCUAUGUAAGACAAAAAAACCAAUAACAUUAACUUACAAAGAGUUAUGCGACACGCUAACAGAAAAAUAUAAACACACUAAGACCCCACUAUUAGACAGGGCCGAGUUUAGACGACGCAACCAACUCCCUACGGAGUCAGUGGAUGACUAUGUGUUAAAUCUCCGAAAAUUAUCUCGGAAAUGCCAAUUCAAAGAUGAAGAGGACCAGAUUAAAGAAAAACUUGUUGACGGAGUGUACUCUAAGCUAAUUAAAUUUGAAUUGAUGAAACAAAGUGCCGAGGCUAAAUUAGAAGACCUUAUAAAAUUAGCAAAAACAGUAGAGUCUGCAUAUAAGCAAGCCAAUGGAGAAGAAGAAACUAGCAAUAUUUCAUAUGUCAAACCUAAUUCCAAAAUGCCAAGACAGAGGUAUGCACCCUCAAAGAAGAAUAAUAAUAAUAACACGAAAAGUAAGUGUUUCUGCUGCGGAAAAGAUAAUCACAUGAAAAAAGAUUGUACACUGAAGACAAAGUUUUGCUCGGAAUGUGGUCAACAAGGUCAUAUAUAUAAAAUGUGCCCAAAGAAGUAUCGACAGACAAAUAUGUUGGAGGUAACAAAUGAAGAAAAAACGGAGGACCAAGGAUUGGAAGACAUAAAAAACUUAUACGAAGAAUAUCCAACUUAUACCUUUGACAGAGUAAGUAGGAUACCACCACAUUUUAUAGAGCUGACCAUAGGUCAUGGACAGAAAGUACAGUUUGAAGUGGACACUGGUUCCGAAGUGUCAGUGAUGCCUCUUAAAUUCCACAAAAAAUAUUUAAAAGAAUAUACUAUGGAAAAAUCAAAAGCCAUAUUUCGAAAUUUCGACCAAUCAGAAUCCCAGCCUCUGGGCAUUAUUUAUCAAGCUUCUGGUGCGGAUAGGGCCAGGCUGAACGCGGCUUCGGCGCCGGAAUCUGGGGCUUGGAUGCACGCCCUUCCCUCCCCGAACUUAGGCACCCUGCUCGACAAUGACUCGUUGCGGGUGGCCGUUGCUCUUCGUCUGGGCUGCGAUGUUUGUCAACCACAUCUAUGCAUCUGCGGGUCCAUGGUGGAGAGCAACGGGCACCAUGCUUUGAGCUGUUGCCGGUGCGCGGGGAGGUUCCCACGGCACCACGCCUUGAAUGACAUUGUUCGAAGGGCGCUGGUGUCAGCCAAUGUCCCGUGUGUGCUGGAGCCGCCGGGUCUUAGUCGGUCAGAUGGGAAGAGGCCGGAUGGAUUGACUCUGGUGCCGUGGGAGAAAGGUAAGUGCCUUUUGUGGGACGCCACCUGCGUCAGCACAUUCGCCGCCUCGCACCUUGGCCGCACCGUGCGGUCGGCAGGAGCAGCCGCUGAGCAGGCGGCGUCCCUAAACAGGGACAAGUACUCGGGGCUAACAAACUACUUGUUCGUUCCCCUUGCUGUGGAGACGUCUGGGUGCUGGUGCGCGGAGGCGAAAACUUUUCUCGGGGAGCUGGGGCGUCGCCUGCGGGAGAGGGGUCUCGACCCCCGCUCCGGGUCGUUCCUGAGUUCGUUCAGAGAUAACAAAUUCACCCUGUAUAAGGAGUAUGAAAAGAGAGGUUUCCUUGCAUUACAAGUUAAGGAUAUAUGA